AUGCAGACAAUGCUCGAGCACGAUAUCAAGAACUACACUGAUAUCAUGGCCGAUGGUUACAACAGCAAGUUCAAAAUAUACUCCAAAGCUGUGGUGGAAGGAGCCCCAGAGAUCAUCCAUGACUUCUAUAUGGACUAUGGCACUGAUUACUUUUCGUGCAUUGUGAUAGAAUGGCAACCAUGGUGCGGUCCAUGCGAAGUCCAAUAUGGUACAACAGCCGCACAGUGUCGUUAUUGCACGCUGUAUAAAGAUGAAAUGGGAUAUUUGAACGUUUCGGAGCCAUAUCCACCAGAUACUUUGUUGCAUGGAAGUACCUAG
Molecule: messenger RNA, 318 nt
Organism: Penicillium samsonianum
Lineage: Eukaryota; Fungi; Ascomycota; Eurotiomycetes; Eurotiales; Aspergillaceae
Exons: 1
Coding region: 1-318 (105 amino acids)
Source: RefSeq, a predicted model, not a curated record